CGGCAUCCCCACUCUCCUAAAACAUUUUUCUAGGAUGUCCUACCUCCCUCUCCCCCCCUCACCUCUCCCUCCCUCUCUCACAUUGUGUUUACAGCGCUGGAGAGCGAUGCAUAUCUGACAUUUCUCUCUCAAUCUCCCACCAGCUCUCAUCUGAAAGCAGAGAGAAGAGAAGAGGCUUAAUAAGGACUUCACCAUUUCAUGCCAGACUACCAAAAACACCUGACCUGAGCUCACCUGCAGCAGUUCGAUCACCUGAAACCAGCCUGAGUUUCCCGGUGUAAACAGGCCAAGCAGCCUGAGCCAGCUCUGUUUUUCUUAACCAAAAUCAAUCAAAAUCUAACCUGUCCCCAUGGAGCGUGUCCAGCACAUGACCAAGUCGGCCAUACGUCGAGCAUCCAUGAUCGAGGUGACUCCCCAGGCCAAGAGGAACCUGCAGGAGCUCUUCGUCAACUUCACCCUCAUCCUCAUCUGCCUGCUCCUCAUCUACAUCAUCGUCCUGCUGAGCAGCUGAGGGAUACAGGGGCCUGACACCGUACGACAUGGCAGACAUAUUUGGACGAGGGUUGGGUUGAGAUGUGAUCUUUAAAGCCAUAUUUAUCAGCCUCAUGUUUUCAGCUUCAUCCUGACAGCAAUGAAGAAAGAUCAUGGAGGUCAAAGAAAUCUAUAUGAAUCUGGCCAAACUCUCUUUUUGUUGAGGGAAUGAUCAAAAGUGACCCGGCUUCAAUAGUUUAAACUUCCCUGAUAUACUGAAUGUAUAUUUCUGCUGCUCUUUAAGUCCCUGCUUACCUUAAGUUUAAGUUGAUUUACAAAGGAGACUGAUGCCCUUUAUUCAAGCCAUAUUGCAUAUCAGUGUCUCCUGCUUUAAGGGAAUAAUAUGUAAUAUUGCAUUACAUCGUAUUAAAAGGAAUAGACUUGUGUUAAAUAUUUUGUAGAGUUGUUUAAUAAUAACUAGAAAUCUAUAAAUUGAAUCAAGGAGUUUCAUUUGCUCCACUUGUCAAUUUUCAAGCAGGAUAAAUUGACUUUUUAACAAAGUUUUAAGACACAUAUAUAUACACACAACACUUUUCUAGAUAUAAGUAGUCUUUUAAUUUAACCAGAUAAAGGGUUCCAGUCUCCAGGUGUCUGGAUCUUAAGUUAUCAAUGAAAAUAAGCCUAAAUGCCUAUGAGAAAUCAUCUUUUUAAAUGUUAAACUCAUUUUUUACAGAUUUUAAUCACUGGUUCCAUUAGUUUUGGAGAAUAAAUACCUUUAUGCACAUUUAUGCACCCUUUAAAAACGUCCUGAACCUCUGGAACUUGACUUAUCUUUGUUAACAAGCUGAGCUAACGUUAGCAUUAGCUCGCAGCCACAUCCUGUCAACCAAAGCUAAUGGAGAAACACAACUUUUUAAUGUGAAACUGCUUUAUUCAGUGCCUUUACUGGUUUUACUCACCGUUUCCACUUGUUUUGGAGACGUUUUAAUCCUUCAUGUUAAUUCGGGUAAAAACAUCCUUAAUGUCUGCAUCUUUAGAUACCAGAGAAACAAGCUGAGGUAAUGUUAGCUUCUGUGCUAGCGCUACCCCCUCCAUACAGUUCAGGCCGAGUUGCUUAGGAGAAAUAAGGAGUUUAAACAUGAAACUGCUUUACUUAGUGUUUUAACUCUUUUAACUCACAUUGUACUUUACUCUGAAGAGAAGGACACCUCUGUGGAUAGUUCGGCUUUCAGUAGACAUGAUAGUGAUGGCUGUGACAUGUAUUAAACAGACUGCAAAACUGCCUUCUAGGUAGUAACCAACCUUUACAUGCAUGUGUUUCUGAAGGUGCACAUGAACAUGUCACUCACUUAAUUCACUAUAUGAGUUAUGGACUGCUUUGCUUGGCUUUUAAAGUGUGCAAAUAGAGAGUUGUACAAAUAUGCAUACCACACACAACCUGAUACAGGCCUUUUACAGUACAAGCAGUUUCUAAAUUGUUGCAGACACUUCGCAUGGUGUGAUUUCACUGAUGUUAUUGAGGAAACAUGCAGUUCGUCUAUGUAUGUUUGAAAGAUUGCAUUACCUGACUUUUAAGUUAUGAAACAUUAAUGAUCAGUGAAAUUAAAGUGUUGUUUCUCUUUC
Molecule: messenger RNA, 2094 nt
Organism: Eleginops maclovinus (Patagonian blennie)
Lineage: Eukaryota; Metazoa; Chordata; Actinopteri; Perciformes; Eleginopidae
Gene: pln1
Product: phospholamban 1
Exons: 2
Coding region: 350-511 (53 amino acids)
Biological process (GO): negative regulation of ATPase-coupled calcium transmembrane transporter activity; negative regulation of calcium ion import into sarcoplasmic reticulum; negative regulation of heart rate
Cellular component (GO): membrane; sarcoplasmic reticulum
Molecular function (GO): ATPase inhibitor activity
Source: RefSeq, a predicted model, not a curated record